Molecule: messenger RNA, 1293 nt
Organism: Eremothecium gossypii ATCC 10895
Lineage: Eukaryota; Fungi; Ascomycota; Saccharomycetes; Saccharomycetales; Saccharomycetaceae
Gene: ART10
Product: Art10p
Exons: 1
Coding region: 1-1293 (430 amino acids)
Biological process (GO): ubiquitin-dependent endocytosis
Cellular component (GO): plasma membrane; cytoplasm; cytosol
Molecular function (GO): protein-macromolecule adaptor activity; ubiquitin protein ligase binding
Source: RefSeq, marked provisional
AUGACGACGAAGAUUACGCUAAAGUUGAAUCCGCCACAUAACGGCAGAUACUAUACCGAGGAUGAUAUAAUAUCUGGAAGCGUGGUUCUCAAGCUUGCCAAGGCAACGGCGGUGAAGCAGCUCAGGGUGAUACUGAAGGGGACAUCGCAGACAAUGACGCUGGCGGAAGCCGACAGACACAGCAGCAGGCUGCCGCAGGACCCGCAGACCCAGUACACGAAGGAGAAGUCGACGCAUAUUUUGUUCCACCAGGGCGUGCAGCUGCUGCCGCCGACGGGGGUCGAGGACUCCAUCAAACUGGGGCAGGAUACAUACAAGUAUGGCUUCGAGUUCAGGCUCGCGGGCGGGCCAAAGUGUGUCAGUGGGCACCAGGCGACAAGCCACUCCUUUCUGGAAGACAAGGCGCACGAGCACUACGGAGAGCAGCUCCCGCCCAGCUUCAACGACAGGCACGAAGGCGGCGGCGUGACGACGGAAGAGCUUUUUUUUUACAACUUGGGCAAGGUGAGGUACACUGUGCGGGCCGAGGCGGACGUUGCGACCGGCAACAAGUGGGCUCCAAAGAGCCCGCUACACGAUACCAUGGUGAUCUCUUUUCUUCCCUUGCAGUGCCAGGCAUACGUGGAGAAUGCAUGCACGAGUGCAGGCAGCGACGAUACCCUAGUGAACUACACUGCCCUGCCACGGACUUACCGCGCAGCGGCUGACGUUGUGCUUUCAGAUGGGCUCAGCGUGACCCCGGAGGUGCGCUCGAACGCGCUGGCAUAUGUCCAUCGCCUAGACUACCUAUUCCGUGAAAGCAGCGGCAAAUUCGGAAACAUAUUCAUGGUCUUCAGCGGAGACCCUACCAAGCACAGCGUCAAGCUAACGAGGCUUGUGUUGAGCCUACACGAAAAAGUCAGUUUUACAGCCAAUGGCCAUACCAACAAGAACCUGUCGCAGCUCAAGCUCAUGGACACGCCUUUGGACGAUGAGCUCCAGUUGCGCGACUUGCAUAUCCUAGAAGAUGGCUCUCGCGAGGGCAAGUUGAACCUCGGGGAUCACCCGGUGCUCAGCCGUCUGCGCUUCAACGAAGAAGACUACAUACACCGUGGAAACACGCUCUUCAGCUUUACCACGUGCAAUAUCAAACGGGAGUACUACUUCCAGCUAGAUUUGCACUGGAAGGUGGACGCAACCGCGGUUAGGUCUGAAAUUAUCGUGGAUCCUGUAACAGUGUACGCGGAGUCCGCGCCCCCAGCCUUCGAAGGCCUCCCGCCAUACCCCGAGAAGCCACCGAAGUACGAAGCAUGA